GGCGGGCGGACCGGCAGGCGGGCGGGGACGCGGCGGGGAGCGAAGAGAGGCGCGAGGCGGCAGACACCACUGGCCCUGGUUCUGCCACCCGCCGGAGACGGGGCGGCCCUGGGGUUCUGAUACACACCCUCCUGCUCCUGGCGCCCCCAGAACCAGGCAUCCCUCUCCCAUCUUCCGUCGGAGCCCGCAGCGGGGGAGGGGCGCCUCCGCCUCCGCCUCCGUCCGUGGAAGCCGGCACCUGGGCCUCUGCUCGCCUCGCCCUGCGGCCGGGCCCAUGGCACUGUGAGCCGGCGAGGGAGCCCCGCUCGGCGCGGGGGGCGCCCGGCCCCCUCCCCGCCCCAUGCGCCGGCGGCUCUGAAGCCUGAGGGGGGCCGGGGGCCGGGCGGGGCCGGGGCCGCCGGAGGCAUGGCGCCCGGGAACCCGUGGCGGCCGCCGUCGCUGCCGCUGCUGCUGCUGCUGACGCUGGCGGCGGUUGCGGGCGGCCUGGAGUUUGGCGGCGGCCCCGGGCAGUGGGCGCGCUACGCGCGCUGGGCCGGAGCGGCGAGCAGCGGCGAGCUCAGCUUCAGCGUGCGCACCAACGCUACUCGCGCGCUGCUGCUCUACCUGGACGACGGCGGCGACUGCGACUUCCUGGAGCUGCUGCUGGUGGAAGGGCGCCUGCGGUUGCGCUUCACGCUCUCGUGCGCCGAGCCCGCCACGCUGCAGCUGGACACGCUGGUGGCCGACGACCGCUGGCACAUGGUGCUGCUGACCCGCGACGCGCGCCGCACGGCCCUGGCGGUGGACGGCGAGGCCCGCGCCGCCGAGGUGCGCUCGAAGCGGCGCGAGAUGCAGGUGGCCAGCGACCUGUUCGUGGGAGGCAUCCCACCCGACGUGCGACUCUCGGCGCUCACGCUCAGCACCGUCAAGUACGAGCCGCCCUUCAGCGGCCUCCUGGCCAACCUGAAGCUGGGCGAGCGGCCCCCCGCGCUGCUGGGCAGCCAGGGCCUGCGCGGCGCCGCAGCCGACCCGCUGUGCGCGCCAGCGCGCAACCCCUGUGCCAACGGCGGCCUCUGCACCAUGCUGGCUCCCGGCGAGGUGGGCUGCGACUGCAGCCACACGGGCUUCGGCGGCAAGUUCUGCAGUGAAGAGGAGCACCCCAUGGAAGGUCCGGCUCACCUGACGUUAAACAGCGAAGUAGGGUCCUUACUGUUCUCCGAGGGGGGGGCCGGGAGAGGAGGAGCCAGCGAUGUGCACCAGCCGACAAAAGGCAAGGAGGAGUUUGUGGCGACCUUCAAAGGCAAUGAGUUCUUCUGCUAUGACCUGUCACACAACCCGAUCCAGAGCAGCACGGACGAGAUCACACUGGCCUUCCGCACCCUGCAGCGCAACGGGCUGAUGCUGCACACGGGCAAGUCGGCCGACUAUGUCAACCUGUCCCUCAAAUCUGGGGCCGUCUGGCUCGUCAUCAACCUGGGCUCGGGAGCCUUUGAGGCCCUUGUGGAACCCGUCAACGGCAAGUUCAACGACAACGCCUGGCACGACGUCCGGGUCACUCGAAACCUGCGCCAGCACGCAGGCAUUGGACACGCUAUGGUAAACAAACUGCAUUAUCUGGUGACCAUCUCAGUGGACGGGAUCCUGACCACCACAGGCUACACGCAGGAGGAUUACACCAUGCUGGGCUCUGACGACUUCUUCUACAUUGGGGGCAGCCCCAACACGGCAGACCUGCCGGGCUCGCCCGUCAGCAACAACUUCAUGGGCUGCCUCAAGGAUGUGGUCUAUAAGAAUAAUGACUUCAAGCUGGAGCUAUCCCGCCUGGCAAAGGAAGGAGACCCCAAGAUGAAGCUGCAGGGGGACCUGUCAUUCCGCUGUGAGGAUGUGGCUGCCCUGGACCCUGUGACCUUCGAGAGCCCCGAGGCCUUUGUGGCGCUGCCCCGCUGGAGCGCCAAGCGCACCGGCUCGAUCUCGCUAGACUUCCGCACCACUGAGCCCAACGGGCUGCUGCUCUUCAGCCAGGGCCGGCGGGCCGGGGCCGGGGCCGGGGCCGGCAGCCACAGCGCUGCCCAGCGGGCUGACUACUUUGCCAUGGAGCUGUUGGACGGCUACCUCUACCUUCUGCUGGACAUGGGGUCUGGGGGCAUCAAGCUGCGGGCGUCCAGCCGCAAGGUCAACGACGGCGAGUGGUGCCACGUGGACUUCCAGAGGGACGGGCGCAAAGGCUCCAUCUCGGUCAACAGCCGCAGCACGCCAUUCUUGGCCACCGGGGAGAGCGAGAUUCUGGACCUGGAGAGCGAGCUGUACCUGGGCGGCCUACCUGAAGGCGGGCGGGUGAACCUGCCCCUGCCCCCGGAGGUGUGGACGGCGGCGCUCCGGGCUGGCUACGUGGGCUGCGUGCGGGACCUCUUCAUAGACGGGCGUAGCCGAGACCUCCGGGGCCUGGCUGAGGCGCAGGGGGCUGUGGGCGUCGCCCCCUUCUGCUCCCGGGAGACGCUGAAGCAGUGUACCUCCGCUCCCUGCCGCAAUGGCGGCGUCUGUCGAGAGGGCUGGAACCGCUUCGUCUGUGACUGCGUCGGGACCGGCUUUCUGGGGCGGGUCUGUGAGAGAGAGGCCACGGUCCUGAGCUACGAUGGCUCCAUGUACAUGAAGAUCAUGCUGCCCAACGCCAUGCACACGGAGGCGGAGGACGUGUCUCUGCGCUUCAUGUCCCAGCGGGCCUACGGGCUCAUGAUGGCCACCACCUCCAGGGAGUCAGCUGACACCCUGCGCCUGGAGCUGGACGGGGGCCAGAUGAAGCUCACCGUCAACCUCGACUGCCUGCGCGUCGGCUGCGCACCCAGUGCCGCAGGUAAAGGCCCCGAGACGCUCUUUGCGGGGCACAAGCUCAAUGACAAUGAGUGGCACACGGUGAGGGUGGUGCGGCGUGGCAAGAGCCUGCAGCUGUCAGUGGACAACGUGACCGUGGAGGGACAGAUGGCAGGAGCUCACACGCGGCUGGAGUUCCACAACAUUGAGACAGGCAUCAUGACGGAGCGGCGUUUCAUCUCUGUGGUGCCCUCCAACUUCAUCGGGCACCUGAGCGGGCUGGUGUUCAAUGGCCAGCCCUACAUGGACCAGUGCAAGGACGGCGACAUCACCUACUGCGAGCUCAAUGCUCGCUUUGGCCUGCGUGCCAUCGUGGCUGACCCCGUCACCUUCAAGAGUCGCAGCAGCUACCUGGCACUCGCCACGCUCCAAGCCUACGCCUCCAUGCACCUCUUCUUCCAGUUCAAGACUACAGCCCCCGAUGGGCUCCUCCUGUUCAACUCGGGCAACGGCAACGACUUCAUUGUCAUCGAGCUGGUCAAGGGGUACAUCCACUACGUGUUUGACCUGGGGAAUGGCCCGUCCUUGAUGAAGGGGAACUCAGACAAACCAGUCAAUGACAACCAGUGGCACAACGUGGUGGUGUCCAGGGACCCCGGCAACGUGCACACGCUCCAGAUUGACUCCCGCACUGUCACUCAGCACUCCAAUGGCGCCCGAAACCUCGAUCUCAAAGGGGAGUUGUACAUUGGUGGUCUGAGCAAGAAUAUGUUCAACAACCUGCCCAAACUGGUGGCCUCCCGGGAUGGCUUUCAGGGCUGCCUGGCCUCGGUGGACCUCAACGGGCGCCUCCCCGACCUCAUCGCUGACGCCCUGCACCGCAUCGGGCAGGUGGAGAGGGGCUGUGACGGCCCCAGCACCACCUGCACCGAAGAGUCUUGUGCCAACCAGGGCGUCUGCCUACAGCAGUGGGAUGGCUUCACCUGCGACUGCACCAUGACCUCCUACGGAGGCCCCGUCUGCAACGACCCCGGGACCACAUACAUCUUUGGGAAGGGGGGAGCGCUCAUCACCUACACAUGGCCCCCCAAUGACCGGCCGAGCACGAGGAUGGACCGCCUGGCCGUGGGCUUCAGCACGCACCAGCGGAGCGCCGUGCUGGUGCGAGUGGACAGUGCCUCCGGCCUCGGGGACUACCUGCAGCUGCACAUCGACCAGGGCACCGUGGGGGUGAUCUUUAACGUGGGCACGGACGACAUUACCAUCGAUGAGCCCAACGCCAUCGUGAGCGACGGCAAAUACCACGUGGUGCGCUUCACUCGAAGCGGCGGCAAUGCUACCUUGCAGGUGGACAGCUGGCCGGUCAAUGAGCGGUACCCGGCAGGAAACUUUGAUAACGAGCGCCUGGCGAUUGCUAGACAGAGAAUCCCCUACCGGCUUGGUCGAGUAGUAGAUGAAUGGCUGCUCGACAAAGGCCGCCAGCUGACCAUCUUCAACAGCCAGGCUGCCAUCAAGAUUGGGGGCCGGGAUCAGGGCCGCCCUUUCCAGGGCCAGGUGUCCGGCCUCUACUACAAUGGGCUCAAGGUGCUGGCGCUGGCCGCCGAGAGCGACCCCAAUGUGCGGACCGAGGGCCACCUGCGCCUGGUGGGGGAGGGGCCGUCCGUGCUGCUCAGCGCGGAGACCACGGCCACCACCCUGCUGGCCGACAUGGCUACCACCAUCAUGGAGACCACCACCACCAUGGCCACUACCACCACGCGCCGGGGCCGCUCCCCCACGCUGAGGGACAGCACCACCCAGAACACAGAUGACCUCCUGGUGGCCUCGGCCGAGUGUCCGAGCGAUGACGAGGACCUGGAGGAGUGUGAGCCCAGUACUGGAGGAGAGUUAAUAUUGCCCAUUAUCACGGAGGACUCCUUAGACCCCCCUCCCGUGGCCACCCGAUCCCCCUUCGUGCCCCCACCCCCCACCUUCUACCCCUUCCUCACGGGCGUGGGUGCCACCCAAGACACCCUGCCCCCGCCCGCGGCCCGCCGCCCGCCCGUCGGGGGCCCAUGCCAGGCCGAGCAGGACGACAGCGACUGCGAGGAGCCUAUCGAGGCCUCGGGCUUUGCCUCCGGGGAGGUCUUUGACUCCAGCCUCCCCCCCACGGACGACGAGGACUUUUACACCACCUUUCCCCUGGUCACGGACCGCACCACCCUCCUCUCCCCCCGCAAACCCGCUCCCCGGCCCAACCUCAGGACAGAUGGGGCCACGGGCGCCCCUGGGGUGCUGCUCGCCCCCUCCGCCCCGGCCCCCAACCUGCCAGCGGGCAAAAUGAACCACCGAGACCCGCUGCAGCCCCUGCUGGAGAACCCACCCCUGGGGCCCGGGGCCCCCACGUCCUUCGAGCCGCGGAGGCCCCCUCCCCUGCGCCCUGGCGUGACCUCCGCCCCCGGCUUCCCCCAUCUGCCCACAGCCAACCCCACGGGGCCUGGGGAGCGGGGCCCGCCGGGCGCAGUGGAGGUGAUCCGGGAGUCCAGCAGCACCACGGGCAUGGUGGUGGGCAUCGUGGCGGCCGCGGCGCUCUGCAUCCUCAUCCUCCUCUACGCCAUGUACAAGUACCGCAACCGCGACGAGGGCUCCUACCAGGUGGACCAGAGCCGGAACUACAUCAGUAACUCGGCCCAGAGCAACGGGGCGGUGGUGAAAGAGAAGGCCCCGGCUGCCCCCAAGACGCCCAGCAAGGCCAAGAAGAACAAAGACAAGGAGUAUUACGUCUGAGCCCCCCGGCACCGCGCCCCACUGCCAGCUGCCCCUCCCGGGAGGGCCCGAGAGGAGGGUGCGGCCCUCUCCCUGCCGGGGCCCUGGGGACCCACUCCCUGGCUGCCUCAGACUUCUCCCACGAAGAGGAAACGCAAAAAAAUGAAAAAAAAAAAAAAAAAAGGAAAACCCCGUGCUCGUCCCCUUCCUCCUGCCGUCCGUCCGGCGCGGAGUCAUCGUGCGUCCUGGGGCUGUCUGUCCCUCUCAGCUCUGCGCCCAUCGGGCAGGGCACGUGCUCACAGCCCUGGGUUGAUUUAUUUUUUUAAGGGGGGUAGUUUUAUUUUGGUGGGGUUGGGAGGGAAGGAAGACUGGGGGUUUUGUACAGUGUCAACUACUCGUCCUGUUCAUUUUCCUCCAUUUUUCUUCCUCCUCCUUCUGUUCCCCCAGCCUUCCUUCUCUUCCCAAGCCCUCCAGUCCCCACCCCAGGCUUGCUGUGUCUCUCUGUCCCCACCCUCCUUCCCCACUUCUCCUUUUUGUGUGUGUCUGGUUUCCCCCUUCCUUUCCUCCCUUUGGGUUUCCAGAGUCGGUGGGAGAAGGGCGGGAGGGUGGGCGGAGCGUCCCAGCGGGGGCGGGGCCGGGAUGGCCCCGAGAGCCAUGGCUCCGCCCACCAGGAGGAGGCGCCUGCCUGGUUCCGCCCAGGGAAGGGGCUCGGGCCUGGGAAGACCUGUUCU
Messenger RNA from Balaenoptera acutorostrata (minke whale), 6263 nucleotides. RefSeq names its product neurexin 2 (gene NRXN2). The coding region runs from base 406 to 5553 and encodes 1715 amino acids. Lineage: Eukaryota; Metazoa; Chordata; Mammalia; Artiodactyla; Balaenopteridae. The record is from RefSeq and is a predicted model, not a curated record. The transcript has 23 exons.